Messenger RNA from Striga asiatica, 981 nucleotides. NCBI's taxonomy places the organism in Eukaryota, Viridiplantae, Streptophyta, Magnoliopsida, Lamiales, Orobanchaceae. The record is from the annotation of a GenBank genome assembly.
AUGGCUCAACUACAACACACGCAAAGGCACCGCCGCAGGGCCCCGUCAUUCUCCUCGACCCUCCUCGACGCCAUCUACCGCUCGAUCGACGGGCCCGAAGAAUCCUUCUCCGGGCCCCACGCCCGGCCCGCACGAGUCGAGCACGAGAUCGAAAGCCUCAGACGUGCCAUCAAGAUCGAGAAAAGCCACACCACCACGUCAUCCCACUCGGGCUCGUCCACCGAUUCAAGCAUAUUCUCCUCCUCGUCCGAGACGGAGCCCUCCUCGGCCAGAAACCCGAAACUCGGGCCCGCGAACGCUAUUCGGGCCGAGCCCGCCACGCCCAAGCGCGAGAGCCGGUUCACGAGGACCGUGUCCAGGGCCCUCAAGAUCUACGGGGACCUGAAGAGUAACAAGAAUCCGGGCUCGCCAGGCGGCAGGAUCGCGGGCUUCUUGAACUCCAUAUUCAGCCCGAGGAGGAGCAGUCGGGCCCCUUUGAGGAAGUCGAGGUCGGUGAAGGACCAGAUUGACGUCGAUAAACGGACGAGGGCCGUCAGGUUCUGCCACGUCAGCGCGGUUCUCGAUGAGGAUAGCCGGGCUGGUGGGCCCGGCCGGUUUAUUGUGAAGGACGCGGACGGUCGGAGAAGGUCACGUGGGUGUGGUGAGGAUGAAGGGAGUGACGAUGAUGGGAGCUGUGCCAGCUCGGAUCUGUUUGAGCUGGAGAAUAUCGGUCGGGCCGGGAUCUAUGAGGAGGAGUUGCCUGUGUACGGGACCACGAGUGUUACGAUGAACCGGGCCAUUGCUACAACCGCCGCCACCAACCACCGUUGCCAUCGUAUUGGCAUGGACACUCUCGGUAUAGUCUGGGCCAUGCGGGUGGAAAAACCUUUCACAAACUCAAGAUUCUGGAAUAGGGCAACAAAUUCUGGCAUUGCCGACAUCCCGUUGGUUUUACCGGCAGAAGAGGCUGCCCCACGAUUGUUGCCGGCCCUUGACGUCUGA